AUGCCUAACUUCUUUGGACCCGACUCACUCAACUUCAUCAGCCAGCUCUUCAACAAGGAGAAUCCGAGCCCCAACAACCACAACUUCAAUACUAACAACAAUAAGUACAACAACGUAAGAAUCGCAACAGAGAGUGGUGAUUAUCUAGCUGCUUCUAGCGGUGGAGUGGUCGAUGGGGUUACUUUCGAAUACCAUGGUGACAGUGGAUUUGGACACCGCAACGGAGCAGGAACGCUUACGCCGUUCGUGUUCCAGCCUAACUUUUUACCUUCUACAACGCCGAUGACAAUGACUAACAAGGUUCCAAUGUCGGUUCAACCAUCUUACUUGCCGGUCACGAACCCUUCAUCGCAACCACCACAGCCGAUAUUCGUUCCGUCAACCACCGCACCACCUGCUUACACUCAACUUCCUGUCCAGCCACCACCUUCGCCAAUUCUACCAACUCAACCUGUUGAUGGUUACCCGCCGUCAUCCUUUGGUGGCCAUUAUGUUCAAUCUCAAAAUGUUUACACACAGGAACCACAAACGGUAAUUACACUGGUUCGUCUGUUUGUUGGAAAGAAUCAUCCUAGCAAACCUUACUACUUGAGCCAACAAACGUCAACGACGUCAGCUCCAUUGUGGUCGUUGACCAAACCGAAUCAAAUGAAAAUCUCAUUAGGAGGAAGGAAGCAGUCUGGGGUAGGAGUUCAAUGUUCUCUUAAUACCGAUUGCAUGAUUGGAGCCUAUUGUAAUGGAAACACUCGACCACCGACUUGCCAGUGUCUCUCAACACAUGUUAGCAUUGAAGAACGUUGUGAACGAGGUAAUAUAGUUGAAAAAUUUGUCUGUGAUUUUUUAUAG
This is a messenger RNA of Haemonchus placei, 846 nucleotides long. NCBI's taxonomy places the organism in Eukaryota, Metazoa, Nematoda, Chromadorea, Rhabditida, Trichostrongylidae. The record is from the annotation of a GenBank genome assembly.